GAGGGAUUUAAUCUCAAAGGCAAGAGCUUAGAUCUGAUUUCCAUUAGAGCGCGUGUUAAGCACAGACGCUAUUGAGGUCUACCCUAUCAACUCUGUCGGUUUAGUUGCUACUAGUAUAGGAAGAGAGAGAAUGCAUGUACGGAUACUGUGCCUAGGUCAAUGUAGCAUAGCCCAAUUCCUCACUAAACAUCGUAACGUUGUUUAAAGAAGCAGCUGAUCGCUUCUGACUUGCUUGCUAGGAUCAGAGGGCUCAUGAUUCAGACGGGUACAUGUUAUGCAUUCGAAUUCAUCCACUGCCUUUGUUCCAUCAGUCUUCUGUGACAGCGCGCCCAUGGACUGUUGUAUUAAAGAGGUGCCCAGAGUGGGGGACCAGGUCCCCUGCAUGCACGCUGAUCCAAACGAGUGGGAGUGGCAGUAGGAGUGGUUACGUGUAUUCUGCUCAGGAGCCCGGCUAAUAGGAGAUCGUGAACCUGAGAACGACGCGUGCGCCUCUGACGUCCUGGACCCGAUUGUCCGAGAUCUUCGCGGAUCUAGAAAUAGAAACUACCCACACCCACGCCUCGUUUCUUCCACAAAGCCAUGACUGAGUCAGCACGUCCAAAGGCCUUCUGGCCGCGGCAGAUGAUACCGCCCACGCCCGAAAGCUUCAAAGAGCUGGCCAGAGACGGCGGGGAGCGACUGGCUGCCGUCUCGCUGGCUCAGAUCCCGGCUAUCCCGGCCGGCGCCAAAAUUCAUGACAAUGGCUGCGGAUCGGGUGCUGCGACGACCGCCAUCAUGGCCUCGCUGCCGCCGGGGGUAGCAGCCUCCAUCAGCAUCACGGGCACGGAUAUUUCGAGAGGCGCCGUGGACUCGUAUCGCGCUCGGGCGGGGUCCUCAUCAUGGCCGGCCGAGGGGCUCGUCAUGGACGCCGACUCGCUCUCGUUCCCAGACGAGACCUUUACUCACAGCUUUGGCAAUGCGAUGAUCUUUGUGGGCCCGCGAAAUAACGGCGUUGAUGCCGUCAAGGAGAUGCAUCGCACGCUGAAACCGGGGGGCACGCUGCUCUUGAACUGCUUCGGCCAUAACAACGUGCUUGAGCCUAUCCGCAAGGCAUCUCGGGCGACCCGCUCGGAUGGCAUAUUGCCGGAAUGGGAUUCAUUCGAGCAGUGGACAGAUCCCAGCCUUAUAGCCGGCAUUGUGGAGGCUGGUGGCUUUGAAAAGGAGGCCAUCAAGGUGGUGCAGUGCCACAUGUUUGUGAAUGUCGGAAACUAUGAGCGAGCCACGACGCUGGUCUGGAGCAUGAGGGGAAUGCCAAGCGGUGGAUGGACCGAGGAAGAUGAGGAGAAGUGGGAUGAGGCCGUCGAGAUUGUGAGGCGCGAGCUGCAGCAGACGGACGGGUUCAGAAUGCUCGACGAUGGUACUGCAGAAGUCAAGUAUCCCGUUAUUGUUGUAACAGCGACCAAAUAGUCGGCGCCUCGAAGGGCGAGAAAAUUAUGGCGCACAGGCUGAGAAGAGAAACAUUGAGCAAAAUUGUGAUGAUAUAACAAGGGAACUGUAAAUAUAAAAUUUAUACAAUGAUCUAAAAGCCUCAGAAGACGAAUCCAAUCAUGUGGAAUCUCGUCACAAUCGGAACCUAAGGCAAGGUCGAGUCAGAUAUGUAAGUUCAUUAUUAUGUAUAAGAUUAACUGCCAGUAUUUCAAC
This is a messenger RNA of Trichoderma atroviride IMI 206040, 1680 nucleotides long. RefSeq lists its product as uncharacterized. Lineage: Eukaryota; Fungi; Ascomycota; Sordariomycetes; Hypocreales; Hypocreaceae. The record is from RefSeq and is a predicted model, not a curated record.